AUGAUUAGAAACUUACAAAGUAUAUCAUCAAAAGUGUCUAUACGGCCAUUUAGUAGAGCAUCAAUUUUGUACAAGAUCAGUGAUAUUCGAUUAACAUUGUAUAGUAAACCCAACUGUGGAUUAUGUGAAGAAGCGAAAGAAAUAAUCCAAGAAGAUAUAUUGUCACAGGAGAAAUUUAAAAGAUAUAAAGUUAAAUUGAAAAUAGUAAAUAUUGAUGAUUUGAAAAAUAAAAAAUGGUGGAUUAAAUAUUGUUUUGAUGUCCCUGUACUUCAUAUUGAGAAUGAGUCCAAGAAGGGGCAAUUAGAGAGGGUUUUUCAUAAAAUGGAUGAGAAGGAGAUCCUAGAUAAAAUUGAAAAGAUGAGAUAG
Molecule: messenger RNA, 366 nt
Organism: Naumovozyma dairenensis CBS 421
Lineage: Eukaryota; Fungi; Ascomycota; Saccharomycetes; Saccharomycetales; Saccharomycetaceae
Gene: MGP12
Product: Mgp12p
Exons: 1
Coding region: 1-366 (121 amino acids)
Source: RefSeq, a predicted model, not a curated record